GAGGAGGGGGGGCGCGGAAGGGAAAAAGAGGCGGGGAGUUCCAAGUGAGGGAGGAGGUUUUCUUUCGCCUCGGCUGCCCGCGCCGAUUACAGAAGCGGCCGGAGGGGCUUCCUUUCCCUCCCCGCUCCCCAUCGCUCGAGGGCCCCGGGUCCGCUGAGGGGGAAGCGGGGUCGCUGUCACGUCGCGUAAUGAUGUUGGGGUCGCCGGGGCAACAGCCUGGGGGGGCGGGGUCUGGGGCGGCAGCGGCUGCCGGUUCUGCCGCCACUGCAGCCGGCGGGACCGGCGGUGGAGUGUCCGGCUUCCCGUGCGGCGGCGGCGGCGGCGUGUCGGAGAGGAUCCUGGCGCGCUACGUGCAGGACUACCUGGAGUGCGUCGAGUCGCUGCCGCUAGACAUGCAGAGGCUGGCCUCGCUCCUGCGCGAGAUGGACACUCGCUGCCGGGGUGACAUUAAAAGAAUCGAUGAAGUCUGAAAAUACAAGAGUGAAGAUGAUCCUACUCAGAAAAAGCGUUUGCAGCAGCAUCUUCAGAGAGCCCUGAUCAACAGUCAAGAGCUUGGUGAUGAGAAAAUCCUAGUCACUCAGAUGCUUGAGUUGGUAGAGAACAGAGCCCGGCAAAUAGAGUCCCAGUCUCAAUGUUUCCAAGAUCUGUCAGAUACAGAGAAGCCCACCGAAAAGUCAAAAGUGGACACUUGUCUACCAGAAAGAUCUUCACGAAGACCACGUCGACAGCGCACCAGCGAAAGCCGUGAUAUAUGCCAUAGCAAUGGAAUUGAUGAUUAUGAUGACCAGCCCCCUAAAGAAAAGAGAUCCAAAUCUGCUAAGAAAAAGAAACGCUCUAAAGCUAAACAAGAAAGGGAAGCUUCACCAGUAGAUUUUGCAGUAGACCCUAAUGAACCAACUUACUGUCUCUGUGACCAAGUUUCUUAUGGGGAAAUGAUAGGGUGUGACAAUGAACUAUGUCCCAUUGAAUGGUUUCAUUUUUCAUGUGUUGGACUCACUUACAAACCGAAGGGGAAAUGGUAUUGUCCUAAGUGCAGAGGAGACAAUGAGAAGACUAUGGAUAAAUGUACAGACAAAUCCAAAAAAGAUAGACGAUCGAGGUAGUCAAUGCUCUGAAUACAUUGAGAGCUGCGUAGUUUUUAUUAAAAACUGUUUAAUAGGCAGACCCGUAUUUUAGAAUAAUGCAUAAAACUAUGCAAUAUUUUUACAGUCUGUAGUACUAAUGGAGUAUUAAUAGUUGUUAGUACUUUUGUGCUUUGAAUAUUCUGCACUAAAAUAACCAAAUUCUUCGAACAGGGUCACAUGGGAGUAGCACAAAGGGGAUUCAAGAGUUCUUGGUCCCUCACUCUUUUUAAUUGCAGAAUUAUGGUGAUGCCUGAUGAGGACGGACUGGAGGGAUAAUCAUGUUAAGACUGGUAUUUAACAACAUCUGUUGCAGUUGUAACUUUAGUCCAUUAUAGCUCAUUCUGCUGAGAACACUUUCGUUCUAUGACGCUUUUAGACUUCAGAGUCUUAAAAGAUCAUAUUUAAUUGGGGUUAAUCUAGUGUUACAUUUUAAGUCUUUCGGGGUGAAAAGCCAACAUUCUUCUUUAUUGCCUUCCUUGUGAUUUCUGUAUAUGUCACUAUGUUAAUCUUGUGGUGAUGAGGUUAGAAGCCUUUUUAGGGAUGGUAUAUUAAACAAUAAAAUACGAUGGCUAGAAGAGUUCUACUCAGCAUUACAAAGACAGUCCUGAAUUGAGGUUACUUGAUUUUCCCAUUCUGUUCCUUUCCAUCUUUUAACUCAUGUUGUGCCAUCUUGCCAUUGACUUCUUGGAUGAUGGCAGGAACAUAAAAUCAUGUUGAAAAGUUUACAGGUACAAUGGAUGCGUAAGUACUAUAAUAUCUAUAAGUCUUUGGACAAGUUAUAAGAGUUUGCCUGGAUUAGUAUGUUAACUGGCUUUCGUGCUUCUAGGCUCUUAGAGCUGAGGAAAGUUCAAUAGUAGUAAAAAGAAACUGCCCUCUUAUAGAAGAGGCAUACAAUAGAUGUAGAUGUAGACAAAAGGAACUGUGUUCCUCAAAAGCGUAGUGCUUUUUGUAAAACCUUAUACAUAAGGAACCAGGACUUAUUUUUGGAGCAGACAGAAAUUGAAGGUGUUCUAAAACUAGAUAUUAUUUCUUUAAUCGAGUUCUACAUGCCAAAUUUGAUGACAAACAGCUGUAACCUCUGUCUAGCUGUCGAACAUAAUACUAUAGGUUUUUCUAAACAAGGUUUUUUUCCUGGCAUUUGAGAGGGAUCUGUUUGCAUUUCACAGAGGUUAUAACGUGCAUGUGAGGCAAUAGCAAUGUGAAUGAAACGGAAUAAACAGCCUGAUAAUAAAUUCACAUAUCUUCAAACUCUUGUUUCUGCAACAACAAACUGAAACAUUUCUGUGGCUGUUAAAGUUUUUGUGGUUUAACUGAUCUUUGAAAAAGUUCUGGAUACUUUCACACACACAAAAACAUUACCACGAACUCUGACCAGAUACUUCACUUAAGGUGGACAUUUUUCAUUUUGUAAGGGUGACCUUAUAUAUUACCUAGUUUAACUGGGAACUGCUAUUAUUGUUAGGUGUUGGGUUUUAUCAGCUGAAGCGUUACUUCUGUAUUCCACAGAGGAUGGGACACUUGUUUCAACUGAUUCUGAAACACUCUCUCACAAUUUCAUGGGGCAACAUUGAUUGUGACUAUCUCCCAGUGAAAAAGGAACAGUCUUCUUCCAUAAAUAAUAUGUCUUGUGUUCAGGGUCUUUCGGAAAAACAAAAUGCAAGUUCAGAUAUAUGUAUUUAUUUUGGAUGUCUAGUUGCUUUUUCCCAGUGUCCUGAACAAAAUAAUGCAAUCAGUAGGAAAAUUUAAGUCCCAAGGUACUAGCAUGUUGUUGAAAUUCUAAGAAAGAGGACAUAUGUGAACAGUGACUUGAUCCCAGCUGAUUGAAGGAGACUUGGGAACUGGUUUUGGAUUUAUUUGCUCCUGUGUGCUUAACACCAUAUUCAACACCUUCCAUUGAUUGUAAAACUACUUGUGUAUUUCAGAUCUGUUUCUAGGCAUGAUAAUUCUGCAACCAGGUAAUGGUGUGCAUUAAAUAUCUGCACUAUUCCUAAACUGGGAAUGCCCAGACUAGCGCUGCAAUUCCUGUGUCUCCUCUGCUUCCAAUUGACAACCUGACUCUUAGCCCUAUCUUAGCAAAUGAUAAUGUUUCCCAUUUUUAAGAAACUGUCAUUGCUAUGAACUUCUAAUGAUUUUAAAAUAAGUUUGCUUGCUGUGGUUUGACAAUCUCCCUCUUGGUUCUAAAUUUGUAAGCCUGGGCACAUGCAAAUAAGAACUGUGCCACUGAAGUGUAUCAAUUACUUGGAUCUAAUAUUUUGCAUGCUAUGUUUUAUGAAUAAAAACCAUUUGGGUUGUAAAAAUGGAACAGAA
Molecule: messenger RNA, 3431 nt
Organism: Lacerta agilis (Sand lizard)
Lineage: Eukaryota; Metazoa; Chordata; Lepidosauria; Squamata; Lacertidae
Gene: ING2
Product: inhibitor of growth family member 2
Biological process (GO): positive regulation of DNA-templated transcription
Cellular component (GO): nucleus
Source: RefSeq, a predicted model, not a curated record